AAUGGAACUCUGACCAUUUGCAAAUAGAACGACGGACGGCGCAUCUGCUCGCAGAUUAACAUGAGGGGACGAGCGCUACGACUGCUACUCAUGUGCUCCAUCAGCUUUUUGCAAGCUUCCUGUCGCGUCGAGACGCGUAUCUGCACUUACUACAACGACUACUCGAAUAAUGACCCCGUUCUCGCAGUCGUAAACGGCACCGAGAACUGCUCCCUAGCUCAUCCCGGUAGACGAAACUUCGAGUGCGUCUUCGGCGUCACCAUCAACGCGUCCGGUACACGCUCCAAUCGAGUCGGCUCGUGCGUGUUCGAGUACGACGACUGCACGGUGAACGAGUGCGUGCUGAAGAAGACCGAGCCGACGCCAAACGACAACGGGAAUCAUCAUUACUUAUGCUGUUGCAAGGGCGACCUCUGCAAUAGUAAAAUCGUCGGGCCGGAGCCGUCGACGCCGCCAGUCAUCGUGCAAACGACUGGAUCGUCAGUCAGUGAAGAUCCUAGUACUUCUUCCAGUCCAACAUCUGGCUCAGGUCAGCGAGUCAUGGUCAUCAUCGUUGUGGCAAUAUGCGUCGGCUUUCUUAUCGUUACAUUUCUUAUCAUCCUUCCCAUAUGGUACUGGUGUGUCUGCCAUCGUACCAGUGACUGCGAAAUAGACAGAGAAGACAUUGAAAUCUCUUUGAUUCGAGCCUCGUCCAUCGACCUCCUAAGUUCCCCCGGUGCCAAUCAACCGGGAUCGCUCAAGUUUAUUGACAAGAUCGGAAGCGGCCGGUUCGCAGAAGUUUGGCGAGGAAAGUUUCUCAGCGAAAACGUUGCUGUGAAGAUAUUUUAUGAAGGAGAGAGGCCGUCGUGGCUUGCGGAAGUCAACACAUACGUCAAGCCGAUGAUGCUUCGUCACAGCUCACUGUUGAGAUUCUGGUUUGCAGAGAAGAGAUACGGCGAUUCAGGGCCCGAGUACUUGCUCAUUACCGACUACCAUCCAAAGGGUUCACUGUGUGACUUUUUGAAGGAAAAUGUGAUUCAUUUAGACGAUAUGUGUAUGAUGGGGUCUACUCUGGCAGCAGGCAUGACGUACCUUCAUACAAGGAUUGUCAGUAGCGACGGUGUGAAGCCUGUGAUUGCGCAUCGAGAUAUCAAGAGUCGAAACGUGUUGAUCAAGCAAGACCACACGUGUUGUAUAUCGGACUUUGGGCUUGCGAUCAAGUUCAAGCACGGAGAGAAGGCAACCGAAGCACACGGCCAGGUUGGUACCAUCCGUUACAUGGCGCCCGAAGUGUUGGAAGGAGCUAUCUGUUUUCAAGAGCAGUCGUUUCUUCGGACGGACAUGUACGCUGUAGCAUUAGUCAUGUGGGAAAUGGCCAGUCGUUGUGUUAUCGGGAAAAAUGGUGUGAGGCCUUAUCAGCAGCCGUACGAAGCAGAAAUCGGAUCUCAUCGAGAAAUCGGAUCUCAUCCGAGUGUGGAGCAAAUGUUGGAUAUUGUUGUCGUUGAGAAGCUGCGGCCGGCAUUUGGACCCGAGUGGGACAACAGAGAACCGCUUGAGACAAUCCGUGAGACGAUCGAAGAAUGUUGGGAUUGUGAAGGAGAGGCUCGUCUGACGGCUCAGUGUCUAGAGGAGCGACUAAAACAAUGUCAACAACUUCUACACCACUUUAACCAACCACAAGUGGUUGAACUUCCCCCUGAAACCACAGCCGAGGACACGAGUGGAAGUAGCAGCAUUGAUACUACGCCGUGGAGAGCACCGAAGCUUACCGGUGUAACACCCCGGGGCAUCGAACUUCCUAAUGGAACGGACACUCAUCCAAUCUGGCCAAACAGCAAUGGUCACAACCCCGUCAAUGGCACACACACCUACUUUUACCAGAGGGGCAUUCUUAGCAACGGGUUUGUUCCGCAGAAUGGAAUUAUUGAGAGACGGAGUCCGACGAAGGCGACUAACAUGCAACUCUUCUCUCCUCUGAGACACGUCUUUGUUCCUCCUCCACCCGAAGCGAGUUCCUCCUCUUGUCCUCCUCCCUAUAGCCCCACACCCGAGGCAACAACUGGCCUUAAUUUGAAACUUGUAAAUGGCAAAGAGACUGUCACUACAGGAAACGUUAGAGAGACGAGCUUGUGAAUUAUGUGUAGAAAUAAGUUGUUAACAACGUCAUAAUGUAGCCAAGGACAUCAAGCAGUCAGUGAAGAUGUUCUCAAACAACACUGACUACAGCAGUGACUGGAGAAAUUUAGAGAUGCAGCUCUAUUGUUGAGAUACCAGUGUAUCUAUGUAGUAGAGUAUGAGAUGUUUAUGGAUUCUUUUGUAUUUAUUGUAUUUCACACUUUAUCUGGAUUUAUUUAGAAAGAGUAGGUUGUAGAGAUAAACAAGUGAAGUUGUUCCAAUACAUACAGAACUGAUGAAAUCGUAA
Messenger RNA from Corticium candelabrum, 2401 nucleotides. Its product is annotated as activin receptor type-2A-like. Bases 61 to 2112 code for a protein of 683 amino acids. The transcript has 6 exons. Gene Ontology annotation, cellular component: signaling receptor complex; plasma membrane. NCBI's taxonomy places the organism in Eukaryota, Metazoa, Porifera, Homoscleromorpha, Homosclerophorida, Plakinidae. Gene Ontology annotation, molecular function: transmembrane receptor protein serine/threonine kinase activity; ATP binding. The record is from RefSeq and is a predicted model, not a curated record. Gene Ontology annotation, biological process: cellular response to growth factor stimulus; cell surface receptor protein serine/threonine kinase signaling pathway; protein phosphorylation.